Messenger RNA from Lagopus muta (rock ptarmigan), 4697 nucleotides. Its product is annotated as protein-glutamine gamma-glutamyltransferase 6-like. Gene Ontology annotation, biological process: peptide cross-linking. The transcript is spliced from 13 exons. Gene Ontology annotation, molecular function: protein-glutamine gamma-glutamyltransferase activity. The coding region runs from base 1 to 2085 and encodes 694 amino acids. The record is from RefSeq and is a predicted model, not a curated record. Lineage: Eukaryota; Metazoa; Chordata; Aves; Galliformes; Phasianidae.
AUGGCAGAACUGAAACCAACACAUAUUAGCUGGCAGCCUUCAGUAAAUGCAAGAGCACACCAUACUGACAGAUAUGCCAACACUGAGCUGACCGUGAGGCGUGGACAACCCUUCACUAUUACUCUGUACUUCAACAGACAAAAGUACCCUGGGGAGAGCCUAGCCUUUGUCACUGAAAUAGGACCAGCCCCCUCAGAAUCCCAUCGUACAAGAGCUGUAUUUAACCUCUCUGAGGUGGGAGCAAGUGGCUGGAGUGCUGCCCAGGGACCCAGUGAGUCUGGACAUAUGACCUUUAUAAUAUCUAGCCCAGCUAAUGCCAUCAUUGGACGAUACAAUCUCAUCCUCCAGGUAAACUCAGGGAACAAGAUCUUCUCCAGAUUCCUGGGGCAGUUUGUGAUUCUUUUCAAUCCUUGGUGCCCAGGUGAUGAUGUCUACAUAGCUAAUGAAAAUGAGAGACAGGAAUAUGUUCUAAAUGAAAAUGGAAUUAUUUUUGUGGGCAAUGCAAAGUACAUUGAAGCAAGAGGAUGGUACUACGGACAGUUUCAAGAUCACCUCCUAAACAUCUGUCUCACCAUGCUUGAUCUGAGUCUAUACUAUCGUCAGGAUCCAGCUGUUGAUGUAGCUCGAAGAGGAGAUCCUAAAUAUGUGGGUCGAGUCAUUAGUUCUAUGAUCAAUGGAAAUGAUAAUGAUAAUGGAGUUCUCCUGGGAAAGUGGCAAGGAAGUUUCCACUCACAUGAGAAUCCAUCCAGAUGGGAUGGCAGCGUAGUAAUCCUCCAGAAAUGGCGUCAGGAUAACUACAGGCCUGUUCAAUACGGCCAGUGCUGGGUGUUUGCAGGUGUGAUGUGUACAGUUCUGAGGUGCUUGGGGAUCCCGACUCGUUUGGUUUCCAAUUUUAACUCUGCCCACGAUGUGGACAGAAACCUGAGCAUUGAUAAGUACUACGACAGCUCUGGAAAAAGUCUUAAUAUCAGCAAGGAUUCCACAUGGGAUUAUCAUGUCUGGAAUGAAAGCUGGUUCAUUCGCCCAGAUCUGGGAACACGAUACAAUGGAUGGCAGGUUUUAGAUGCGACUCCACAGGAACAAAGCAAAGGAUUAUUCCAGUGCGGCCCUGCAUCUGUUGUAGCCAUCAAAGAAGGCGAUGUAGACCUGGAUUACGACACCUUAUUUGUGUACACAGAGGUGAAUGCCGAUUGCAACAGAUGGAUUGUAUACAAUGAUGGAACUAAGAAAAGAGUUUAUUGUGAUACUGAAAUAAUCGGCAGGUUUAUCAGCACCAAAGCUGUUGGCAGCAAUUCCCGUGUGGAUAUCACUUAUAACUACAAAUAUCCAGAAGGCUCUUCUGAAGAAAGAAGAGUUUACAGAAAGGCCUUGGCCAAGAUAUUUGGAUCACACAUCACAGAAGGACACACUGCUUCCCCACAUGAAAGAUCUUCAGACUCAAUGAGAAACCCUGGGAUCUCUGGGAAGUUCAAGCUGGCUGAACCUCCAGUGUUUGGCAAAGACAUUAACCUCAUCUUAAUUCUCAAUAACCUAUCCACUGACCACAAGACUGUGAAAGUGGACAUCAGCGCAUCAAGUGUCCUGUACACCAGGAGAGCAGUGGCAGAGAUCCUGAAAGCAAACACCUCUGUGGAUCUUGGUUCUAAGCAAGAGAAACACAUCCGGUUAAAGAUCCCUUAUGCUUACUAUGGGAAAUACUUGACUACUGACAAAAGGAUCCAAGUCACUGCUUUGUGUGAAGUCAUGCAUGGGGUUAAGCUGCUGGUGGAGAAGACAAUCAUUUUAGAGGACACAAACAUUAUCAUUAAGAUUCCUCAUCGGGUUGUAGUGAACAGAGCUGCUACUAUAGAGAUCUCCUAUGCCAAUCCACUCCCUGAACCUGUGGACCGCUGUGUUCUCCUGGUGACUUUGAUGAAUCAGCAGGUCAAGAUACAUCUAGCACGACUGGCACCAAGGGAGAGAUCAAGAAUUUAUUUUGAAUUCACACCCCGCAGGACUGGGCCCUUACAGCUGCAAGUAGACUUCUCUUGUGACAAAUUUUCACAUGUCAAGGGCUUUGUAACCAUUGCAGUAGCACCUGCAUAACACGAUGGAGUCAGUCUCCUAUUUCAGCAUUAUCACAACAGGUCUUUCUUCUCCAAAUAGGGAACAAUGAUCUCUCAUAUUACAAUAGAGUUAAGUUCUCUGCUUUUACAGCACUUCAUUAUUUAGUCUCUAACUGUACUUCCUUUUUUCUUUUUGUCAUGACAUCUAGAGAAGUAAACCUUCUUUCCUUGUAUAGAUAGUUUCACUGUUACAUUAAAUCUACUGAUUGCAUUAAGCUUCAGAUUUUGACUUUUCCAUCAAAUAAUUAAUGCAAUCUCUUCAUAAUCUCAUUCUAGCUACCAGCAAUAAAUAAAAGCUAUUAAAAUAACUGUAUUCUUUUGUAAUGAAACAUACAUUACAUGAAAAUAUUAUGAGAAAUCACAAGACUGAGGAAAGCUUCUUUUCCUGUAUUUAACAAGCUUCUUACAUUACAAAGUGGAUCUCUUCCUCCAUUGUUCAGCAUCUAGUGAUACCUGUGACUUUGUGAAUGGGGAAAAAAGCCAACAAAAACUAGGAAAACAGUCUUCCCACAGCCUGUGGGCACAGGCCUGCAAUGGAGCAGACAAUUCACAUACUUAUUCAAAUCAGUAAUGUCACCAACUCCCAGGCAGCAUGAAGCACAGGAAGAGACUUGCAUUAAUAUAAAAGCUCAGUAACAUGAGGUAACUAACAUUUUUUUCCCACCACUUUGUAUGGUCACUAGACACAAAGAACAUAUUUAUCAUCACAACACAACACAAGUUGUCCACAGGCAGAACCUGCUCCACACUUCUGUCACAGUGUUUGCAUACAGAUGUCUCUUUUGAGAGCUCCUGAUCCUAUCAAUGCCAGGCAUCAGGCCUCACCCAAACCACACUUUCAAAUAUAAUCAUAGAAUGGCUUAGAUUGGAGGGGACCUUAAAGAUCACCUAGUUCUAACCCUCUGCUGUAGGCAAGGUUGCCACCCACCAGCUCAGGCUGCCCAUGGCCCCAUCCAACCCAGCCUUGAACACCUCCAGUGAUGGGAACCCACCACCUCUCUGGGCAAUCUGUUCUUGCAUCUCAUCACUCUCUGAGCACAAACUUUCUUCCUAACAUCCAAUCUAAGUGUCCCCUCUUUUAGAUUAAAGCCCUUGAACCCUCGUCCUAUCACCACGUGAAAGUAAUCAGUCUCCCUCUUGCCUAUAAGCUCCCUUCAUGUACUGGAGGUACAAUGAGUCACCCCACAGCCUUCUCUUCUUCAAGCUAAACAAGCCCAACUCUCUCAGCCUGUCUUCACAGGAGAGGUGCUCCAGGCCUCUGAACAUCUUCAUGGCCCUCCUCUGAACCCACUCCAACAGCUCCACAUCCCUCCUACACUGGGGCCCCAUACCUGGAUGCAGUACUGAAAAUGGGGCCUCACAAGGGCAGAACAGAUGGGGACAAUCCCCUCCUAGCUCACUGCCAGCUCUCUGUUGAUGCAGCCCAGGAUACAUUGGUCUUCCAGGCUGCAAGUGCACACUUUUGGCUCGCAUUCAUCUUUUUGUCCAACAGGAUCCCUUACUCCUUCACCAUAGGGCUGCUCUCAAGUCCUAUUCCCAGUCUGUACACGUAUCCAGGUUUGCAUCAAUCCAAGUGCAAACAAGCCAUCAAGCCUCUCUAGGGAUGGCUAAAAAAUGUAGUGCUCACUCAAUUGUUAUUACUACCUGGGCUUAGUUUGGAUCUUUUCAAUACAAAUUUAAGCUGCAGAAAGUUGAUUUGCCUUUUUGGUUGCAUGCAAUCUUGAUAUGAAUCUGGAAACUAAAGAAGAAAACAGAAGAGAUAUUUAAAAGGCACCAGGUAGAAGCACUGAGGCAAGGAAAAUAAGGGAUCACUUUUUCCCCCACUAUCCUUCUUGCUCCUAACCUAUCACAGUCUAUCGAAAGUAUACAAUAAAUGGUGCACAACAUCCUCUUGGGACAAAUUGGCAGGGCACGUUUCUAGAUAAGUCCUGGCAUGAGAUGCAGGACAGAAGAACACGAAAGCUUAAAGAGCACAGAAAUGCCUGUAAUUACAGUGGGUAGAGCUUAUGGCAGAAAAAGUGAUGCUCUGCAGCUUCCUCCUGAGUCCAGCUCAAGACACCAUGCCAAACAGCUACAGAGAAAUGUAGAAGUAUUAAGAAUGCCAAACUAUAAACAAAAACGAGUAAAAGUAAAGGCAGACACUAUUCAAUCCCCUAUUCUUCAUAGAAACCUCUGAUGCAUAGGUGACUGUGUAAUCACACCCUCCCAGUGGGCUGUAUGGCUUGCAAUGUAAGAAACACUUAUUACAGACAAGCACGUCAGGAACAGAUAAUGAGAAAAUCAAGGGUCCAUAUGCCUCCAAGAAAGACUCAGUUAUACCAAGUGAUUUGUAAGACCUUCAGGCAGGUCUGUCCUUUUCAUAAAUAGAUUAUGCUAUGCAAAGUCACAAUGCUACUGAGUUACAGUGACAUUACAAAUCUGUGCAGAUUACUGUACACUCCAUGUUGUAGAAUAUGUAUAUGAUAUUCAUCUAUAUCAGGCCUUCUGUUCAUGCAGUCUCCAGAAAUGUAAGCUGACACAAACACAUCUGACCAAAACAAAGUUGGUCAGAGGCACUUGCACAGAUUGCAUAGAGAUGAGGCGGGUGCCCCA